Balaenoptera musculus (blue whale) is the source of this 759-nucleotide messenger RNA. Its product is annotated as proline-rich protein 2-like. The record is from RefSeq and is a predicted model, not a curated record. NCBI's taxonomy places the organism in Eukaryota, Metazoa, Chordata, Mammalia, Artiodactyla, Balaenopteridae. The transcript is spliced from 3 exons. The coding region runs from base 1 to 759 and encodes 252 amino acids.
AUGCCUGAGGCGCCAUCGGUCUCGCUCAGGACCCCUGACCGCGCCCAGCCGGCGCACCCAGCCCCGAUCCUAGGGCUCUGUAGGAACUCCUCAGGCACCCCCAAGCUGUGCCAGAUGUAUCCCAGGACCUCUGGGCUGCGCUCCGUCUCCCGGUCCCCGUCCCCCGCAGACACCGACCCUCCAGACGCCGCUGCCCCAUUCCGAGGACCCUCCCCGUCUCCCUCAUCCCGCGACCUUGGGAACUCCCGCCUACGGCCCGAACGCGGCUCCCCAGGCCUCUGCGGCCAGGCGCCCUCCCCCGGGGACGCCGGGAAGUGGCACGUCCCGCCGCCUAUCGCCGGGCGGCCGCCUGGUGCCCCGUCUCCCGGCGGCGGGCCCCUCCCCCGGCCUCCCCGGCCCCUCCCCCCGCCCGCCUCGCCUCCCUCCUCCCCGGCGCUCGCGCGCUCGCUCACUCUCUCGCCGGCUCGAGGGGCGGCCAGCAGCUGGCGCGGGCAGAGGCGGCGGCGGCGGCGCGACCGGGAUGGGACGGGCGCCCGGGCGCGGGAGCCGCGGCGGCGGCGGCGGCGGCGGGGGCCGAGCAAGUCGGGCCAAGUGCGGGGCCGCCGGCCAGGGCGCCAGGCGCUGAGCCCCCGCGGCCCCCGGCUCCCCGGCCGCGCACGGCCGAGCCCGAGAGAGCGCGCUGAGGCGCAGCCCGGGAAGCGCCGCCAGCGCCGGCCGCCUGCGACUGGGGAAGAGCGGCGCCCUGGGAGCGAGCCAUGA